This is a messenger RNA of Puma concolor (puma), 1437 nucleotides long. Its product is annotated as dol-P-Glc:Glc(2)Man(9)GlcNAc(2)-PP-Dol alpha-1,2-glucosyltransferase A. The record is from RefSeq and is a predicted model, not a curated record. NCBI's taxonomy places the organism in Eukaryota, Metazoa, Chordata, Mammalia, Carnivora, Felidae. Gene Ontology annotation, cellular component: endoplasmic reticulum. Gene Ontology annotation, biological process: protein N-linked glycosylation; dolichol-linked oligosaccharide biosynthetic process. Gene Ontology annotation, molecular function: dolichyl pyrophosphate Glc2Man9GlcNAc2 alpha-1,2-glucosyltransferase activity.
AUGGGGGCAGGAAUGGCGCAGCUCGAGGGUUACUACUUCUCGGCUGCCCUGAGCUGUACCUUUUUAGUGUCCUGUCUCCUCUUCUCCGCCUUCAGCCGGGCGCUGCGAGAGCCCUACAUGGACGAGAUCUUCCACCUGCCGCAGGCGCAGCGCUACUGUGAGGGCCAUUUCUCCCUCUCGCAGUGGGAUCCCAUGAUUACUACAUUACCCGGCUUAUACCUGCUGUCAGUUGGAGUGGUCAAACCUGCCAGUUGGAUCUUUGGAUGGUCUGAACAUGUUGUGUGCUCCAUUGGAAUGCUCAGAUUUGUUAAUCUUCUCUUCAGUGUAGGCAACUUCUAUUUACUAUAUUUGCUUUUCCGCAAGGUACAACCCAGACACAAGGCUGCCUCAAGUAUCCAGAGAAUCUUGUCAACAUUAACAUUAGCAGUAUUUCCCACACUCUAUUUUUUUAACUUCCUUUAUUAUACAGAAGCAGGAUCCAUGUUUUUUACUCUUUUUGCCUAUUUGAUGUGUCUUUAUGGAAAUCAUAAAACUUCAGCUUUGCUUGGAUUUUGUGGCUUCAUGUUUCGUCAAACUAAUAUCAUCUGGGCUGUCUUCUGCGCAGGAAAUAUCAUUGCACAAAAAUUAACAGAAGCUUGGAAAACUGAGCUACAAAAGAAGAAGGAAGAGAGGCUUCCGCCUAUUAAAGGACCAUUUUCAGAAUUCAGGAAAAUUCUUCAGUUUCUUUUGGCUUAUUCCAUGUCCUUUAAGAACUUGAGUGUGCUUUUCCUUUUGACUUGGCCGUACAUCCUUCUGGUGUUUCUGUUUUGUGUUUUUGUAGUUGUUAAUGGUGGAAUUGUUAUUGGCGAUCGAAGUAGUCAUGAAGCCUGUCUACAUUUUCCUCAACUCUUCUACUUUUUCUCUUUUACUCUCUUUUUUUCCUUUCCUCACCUAUUGUCUCCUGGCAAAAUUAGAGCUUUUCUUUCCUUAGUUUGGAAACGUAGAAUUCAGUUUUUUAUGAUCACCUUAGUCUCUCUGUUUUUAGUUUGGAAAUUCACUUAUGCUCAUAAAUACUUGCUAGCAGAUAACAGACAUUAUACAUUCUAUGUAUGGAAAAGAGUUUUUCAAAGAUAUGAAAUUAUGAAAUACUUGUUAGUUCCAGUAUAUAUAUUUGCUGGUUGGAGUAUAGCUGACUCCUUGAAAUCUAAGUCAAUUUUCUGGAAUUUAAUGUUUUUCAUAUGCUUGUUUACUGUUACAGUACCUCAGAAACUGCUAGAAUUUCGUUAUUUCAUUUUACCUUAUGUUAUUUAUAGGCUUAACAUACCUCUACCACCUAUAUCUAGACUUGUUUGUGAACUAGGCUGCUAUGCAGUUGUUAAUUUCCUAACUUUUUAUGUCUUCCUGAACAAGACUUUUCAGUGGCCAGAUAGUCAGGACAUUCAGAGAUUUAUGUGGUAA